Messenger RNA from Oryza sativa Japonica Group (Japanese rice), 2799 nucleotides. RefSeq names its product oligopeptide transporter 1. Gene Ontology annotation, molecular function: oligopeptide transmembrane transporter activity. Gene Ontology annotation, biological process: transmembrane transport. The record is from RefSeq and is a predicted model, not a curated record. NCBI's taxonomy places the organism in Eukaryota, Viridiplantae, Streptophyta, Magnoliopsida, Poales, Poaceae. Gene Ontology annotation, cellular component: plasma membrane.
UCUCAAGCAAGGCGAGCAGAAUUUCAGAAGCUGACGAGGAAAACAGAACAAAACAGGGGAGAAACAAGCCUACAGAUGAUGGCUCGGUCUAUCCCGCCGGAGUCCGGUGACGAGAACGUCUCGGCUUCUGCCGAUGUGUUGCUUUGCUAAAAACAUGAGGGUUUGAGAACUUCUCUCGCAAAGACAUGCAGGCGGCCUAUUUUAGGGACAGAAGAUGACAAAAGAACAUCAAGGAAGAGGGCGUACGUGUAGAGAAAGACGGUGAAAUAUUUUGCCAGCCAGCCGGCCGGCCGGAGUCCGACGAUCGAGCACAUUCCGAUGGACACUGCAGGCGGUACAACAAACCACGCCUAAAACCUCCUUUACUUAGGAGGGCAUGGAGGAGGAGGUGAACGACCACCCGAUCGAGGAGGUCCGGAACACGGUGCCGGUGACCGACGACCCGUCGGAGCCGUGCCUGACGUUCCGGGUGUGGGUGCUGGGGCUCUCGUCGUGCGUGUUCCUCGCCUUCGUCAACGAGUUCUUCAUGUACCGGACCACGCAGCUGAGCAUCGGCACGGUGGUGGUGCAAAUCAUCACGCUGCCCAUCGGCCGCCUCAUGGCGUCGACGCUGCCGGCGAGGCGCCUCCGCGUCGGCGGCUGGUCCUUCUCCCUCAACCCGGGGCCCUUCAGCCUCAAGGAGCAUUGCCUCAUCAUCAUCUUCGCCGGCGCCGGCGCCAGCGGCGUCUAUGCCAUGAACAUCAUCGCCAUCGUCAAGGUGUUCUACAAGCGCCAGAUCAGCCCCUACGCCGCCAUGCUGCUCGCCCAGACCACCCAGUUGCUUGGGUAUGGAUGGGCCGGAUUGUUCAGGAAGUACCUGGUUGACUCAGCCUACAUGUGGUGGCCGUCAAACCUCGUCCAAGUCACCCUCUUCAGGGCGAUGCACGAGGAGGAGAAGAGGAACAAGGGGCAGCUGACGCGGCUGCAGUUCUUCAUCAUGGUGAUGACGUGCAGCUUCGCCUACUAUAUCGUACCCAGCUACCUGUUCCCGGCGAUCAGCACCAUCUCGGUGCUGUGCUGGCUGUACAGGGACUCGGUGACGGCGCAGCAGAUCGGCUCCGGCGCCUCGGGCCUCGGCGUCGGCUCCUUCGGCCUCGACUGGAACACCGUGGUGGGCUUCCUCGGCAACCCGCUGGCGUCGCCGGCGUUCGCCAUCUUCAACGUCAUGGCCGGCUUCGCGCUCAGCACCUACGUCGCCGUGCCGAUCCUCUACUGGACCGACACCUACAACGCCAAGCGCUUCCCGCUCGUGUCGUCGCACGUCUUCAACGCCGCCGGCGGCCGCUACGACACCGCCCGCAUCCUCGACCCGGCCACCUUCACGCUCAACCUCAGGGAGUACGACGCCUACGGCCGCAUCAACCUCAGCAUCCUCUUCGCCAUCAACUACGGCAUCGGCUUCGCGGGCCUCAUGUCCACGCUCUCCCACGUCGCGCUCUACCACGGCAAGGACAUUUGGGGCUUGUGGCGGAAGGCAACGGCGGAGCAGGCGAACGGCGGCGGCAAGGAGCGCCAAGACGUGCACACGAGAAUCAUGAAGAGGAACUACAAGGCCGUGCCACAGUGGUGGUUUCACUUGAUGCUGGCCAUCGUGAUGGCAUUGUCGCUGUACACCUGUGAGGGGUUUGGCCGGCAGCUUCAGCUGCCAUACUGGGGUCUCCUCCUUGCCUGUGCCAUCGCCUUCACCUUCACGUUGCCCAUCGGCGUCAUCUCUGCCACGACCAACAUGCAACCAGGGUUAAACAUCAUCACAGAGCUCAUCAUCGGGUACCUGUACCCGGGGAAGCCAUUGGCGAAUGUGGUGUUCAAGACCUACGGCUACAUAAGCAUGACUCAGGCGCUGACGUUUGUGUCGGAUUUCAAGCUGGGGCACUACAUGAAGAUACCGCCCAGGUCCAUGUUCAUGGUGCAGCUGGCAGGGACGGUGGUGGCGUCGACGGUGCACUUCGCGACGGCGUGGUGGCUGCUGACGACGGUGAGGAACAUCUGCGACGUGGACAGCCUGCCGCUGGGGAGCCCGUGGACGUGCCCCGGCGAGGACGUCUUCUACAACGCCUCCAUCAUCUGGGGCGUCGUCGGACCGCUCCGGAUGUUUGGCCGUCUCGGCAACUACUGGCAGAUGAACUACUUCUUCCUCGUCGGCGUCCUCGCGCCGGUGCCCGUCUGGCUGCUGUCGCGCCGGUACCCGCGCAGCGCGUUGCUCCGGGACAUCAACCUGCCGCUCGUCCUCGCCGGCGCCAGCGGGCUGCUCCCGGCGAGGUCCGUCAACUUCGUCAUGUGGGGGCUCGUCGGGUUCGUGUUCAACCACGUCGUGUACCGCCGGUGCAGGGCGUGGUGGAUGCGGCAUAACUACGUGCUCGCCGCGGGGCUCGACGCCGGCGUCGCCUUCAUGGGCGUGCUCACCUUCGUCUCGCUAGGAUACUUCGACAUAUACGGGGUGCAGUGGUGGGGUGGCGCCGCCGAUGAUCACUGCCCCUUGGCGUCGUGCCCCACAGCACCUGGGGUGUUUGCCAGGGGAUGCCCGCCUGUACCUUCUUGAUUGAUCAGGACACCGCAUCUACAUGUAUAUACUCCAUAUGACAGAUGGUUACUCAAAUGUAUAUAUUAUAUCCUCUUGUCUUCCUCUCUUUUGCCCCCUCCUCUUCAUACACUGUAGAUCCAAUGGUCGCCACUCGCCAGCCGGCAGUGGUCACGGCCUCACCGGUGCAUUACACCUGCAAUGCAAAGUGGCUAUGAGCCUAUGAAGGUGUCAGUUUCUUA